Messenger RNA from Rotaria socialis, 1062 nucleotides. The record is from the annotation of a GenBank genome assembly. NCBI's taxonomy places the organism in Eukaryota, Metazoa, Rotifera, Eurotatoria, Philodinida, Philodinidae.
AUGCAUCUUGAUACGAACAUGAAUGAACAAUCACCUUUAUAUACAUGUAAAGCUCAUAUAUUUCAAGUUGAUCCUGAUACACGAAAAUCUUGGAUUCCGUUAUCGAUUGGUUCUGUCAAUGUGCAAAUAUUUCACGAUUCAGUUAAAAAUGUUUAUCGAAUUUUAUCUGUUGAUGGUCCAAAAGUACUUAUCAAUACGGUUAUUACUUCUCGUAUGAGCUUUACAAAGACAUCACAAAAAUUUUGUCAAUGGGUUGAUUCACGAGCAAAUCAUGUUUACGGCUUAGGCUUUGCGCAUGAAAAUGAUCUUACACGAUUCAUGGAUAAAUUUAUUGAAGUAAAAGAAGCAGCAAGAAAUGCACUUCGAAGUAGUAGCGUCGAUGCUCGACAAACCGCUCGCUCCGAAUCCGAUUGGUCAAUACAAUCGAAUCGAACAGAUCCAACCAUACAAUUAAAACAAGAAAAUGCUCAUCUGAAAUUUGCUCUCGCACAAAGUUCGACGAAUUCAAAAAAAUGGCAAGAAGAAUUAGAUCUUCUACGUAAUAAUAAUGCAAAACUAACAACCGCACUACACGAAAGUCAUGCCAAUGUCGAAGAAUGGAAACGACAAUUACAGUUUUAUCGUGAUGAAUGUUCUCGUCUGAGGCAAAUGGUUUCUAGUCGUCAUUCACCGGGCGGUGGACAAGUGAAUGAAGCACACGAAUUCAAAAAUCUUCUCGAUUCUGCCGAUCGACGUAAUAAAGAACAAGAACAAAAAAUUGUUCAACUUGAAAAUCAAGUUCAACGUUAUAUAUCUCAAACCAAUUCUUUACAAGAUCGUUUAGCUGAAACUGAGACCAACAAUCAAAAUCUUCGUAAUGAACUACAGCGACGUACUCCAAAAGAUUCCUAUUCAAAUCGAACACUUCGUCGUUCUCCACCAAAUCGAAAUCAUCAACAGUUAAUGCGUCUUUGCGAUCUAUUCGAAUCAAAAUCAAAUGAUUUCAAUCAAACAGUGAAUGCUAAAACUCAAGAUUUACAACGAUUAUGUUCACAAAUAACUCAAAAUCUAGUAGAAAUGUAA